Messenger RNA from Porites evermanni, 642 nucleotides. NCBI's taxonomy places the organism in Eukaryota, Metazoa, Cnidaria, Anthozoa, Scleractinia, Poritidae. The record is from the annotation of a GenBank genome assembly.
AUGAGCUUCGCGGAACGCAAGAUUGACCAAUCAGCGAUGUUAGCAGGCGCUGCCAAUAACAAGCUUCCGGAAAUAACGAAAUGCAAUAAUUUCUCUCCGACUUCUAAAAGCAUGCGCGUCUGGCAAGCUUACAGUGUUGGAGAGGGCAUGGAUAUAGAGGGGUCUUGGAAUGAACAGGAUGUCCCUGGGCUCGAAAGGAUUGGAGAGUGGACGAAAAAGAUACCGCGUGUUACACAAAAGAAAUACUAGCCAAAGGGAAAACUCGAUGUUACCGAGUCUGUCAAUACUUUUAGCUGCAUUGAACCUGCUUGUAUUGCCACCUUCAAGACAAUCGAAGUGGCGGAUGAGCACAUGGACACAGGCCAUCAUAUUAUGACUCCAGAGAAGGAGACCAUAUACGACAACGUAUGUAGGCAGCGGGCAGCUGUAACGACAUCCGUUAAAGGUGCUGGCCAGAAAAUUGGCAGGACAGAUUAUGUUCUUGUGCCAAACUUACGACUGAGCAGAGGAUGGGCCUUAAAGAAGCAGAAAGCUGCGGUAAGAAUAUCUUCAGGUGUCAAAGAAUUUUUGACAAAUUUAUUCAACAAGGGAGCUAAGGAUCUUCGCCAAAAGUUAUGCCAGCAGACGUCGUGGAGCAAAUAA